Messenger RNA from Microtus ochrogaster (prairie vole), 693 nucleotides. It is a transcript of the gene Il27, whose product is annotated as interleukin 27. Gene Ontology annotation, molecular function: interleukin-27 receptor binding. The record is from RefSeq and is a predicted model, not a curated record. Gene Ontology annotation, biological process: regulation of T-helper 1 cell differentiation; regulation of T cell proliferation. Lineage: Eukaryota; Metazoa; Chordata; Mammalia; Rodentia; Cricetidae.
AUGGGCCAGGUGACCGGAGGCCUUGGCUGGCGGCUCAGCCUGCUGCUGCUACCCUUGCUUCUGGUGCAAGCUGGUGCCUGGGGGUUCCCAACAGGCCCCCUGAGCCUGCAGGAGCUGCGCAGGGAAUUCACAGCCAGCCUGCACCUUGCCAGGAAGCUGCUCUCUGAGGUUCAGAGCUAUGUCCACAGCUUUGCUGAAUCUCGAUUGCCAGGAGUGAACCUGGACCUCCUGCCCCUGGGACAUCAUCUCCCCAAUGUUUCCCUGACCUUCCAGGCAUGGCGUCACCUCUCUGACCCAGAGAGGCUCUGCUUCCUCUCCACCACACUCAGGCCCUUCCCUACCCUGCUGGGAGCACUGGGGAGCCAGGCAACCUGGACCAGCUCAGAGAGGGUGCAGCUGUGGGCCAUGAGGCUGGAUCUCCGGGACCUGCACAGGCACUUCCGCUUUCAGGUGCUGGCUGCAGGCUUUAACUGCUCUGAGGAGGAGGAAGACAAAGAGGAAGAGGAAGAAGGGAAGGAGCUGCUCCUAGGGGCUCUGGAUGGCCCCAACCAGGUGUCAUUCCAAGUGUCCUGGCCCCAGCUGCUCUAUACCUACCAGCUCCUACACUCCCUGGAGCUUGUCCUCUGUCGGGCUGUUCGGGACCUGCUGCUGUUGACCAUGCCCCAGCACACAGGCCCGGCUUGGGAUUCCUAA